Molecule: messenger RNA, 1089 nt
Organism: Populus euphratica (Euphrates poplar)
Lineage: Eukaryota; Viridiplantae; Streptophyta; Magnoliopsida; Malpighiales; Salicaceae
Product: cytosolic sulfotransferase 15-like
Exons: 2
Coding region: 14-967 (317 amino acids)
Molecular function (GO): sulfotransferase activity
Source: RefSeq, a predicted model, not a curated record
AAAAAAUCCCCCAAUGGAGGAAGAAGAUCUCCAACAAUUGCUCCUCACCCUUCCCGCUGAGAAAAACUUUGAAGGCACGAAAUCUCUCUAUCUAUACAAAGGGACCUGGGUUCCAGUUUCUUUGUUAAGAGCUGUGGAUUCCUUUCAACGCCACUUCAUUGCUCAAGACACCGAUAUAAUAGUAGCUAGCAUGCCGAAAUCCGGCACUACUUGGCUGAAAGCCCUUACUUUUUCAGUUGCAAAACGCCACAUCUAUGGCCCCAAAGAAAGUCCUUUACUCACUGCCUCGCCUCAUGCAUUGGUACCUUGUUUCGAGGUUGACCUUUACAUGAAAGACCCGCAGCCAAAUCUUGAUCGAGCUCCUCCUCCCAGAAUUUUCAGUUCUCACUCCCAUUUUACAAAUUUGCCAGAAUCCAUUAGAAAUUCCAAGUGUAAAGUUGUGUACAUAUGCAGAAAUCCAUUGGACCAAGUUGUCUCUUACUUUCAGCUUGUACACAAGUUCAAACUACACGGCACUCCUUUAUUAUCACUAGAUGAAUGUUUUGAGAAAAUUUGUCGUGGAGUCCAUGUUCUGGGCCCUUUUUGGGAUACCGUGCUGGGGUACUGGAAAGCAAGCUUAGAGAGACCAGACAAGGUGUUGUUCUUAAAAUAUGAAGACUUGAAGGAGGAUAUAAUCUCUAACUUGAAGAAAAUCGCUGAGUUCUUGGGAAUUCCUUUCACCGAAGAAGAAGAAAAGGAAGGGGCUAUUGAAGAAAUAUCAAGGUUGUGCAGCUUCGACAACCUCAGGAAUUUGGAAGUGAACAAAAAUGGUGUUCUUCCUUCUGGGGCUCCGAACAGUUCCUUCUUCAGGAAAGGAAAGGUGGGUGAUUGGGCAAAUUAUCUGAGUCCUUCCAUGGCUGAGAAUUACUUGAAGAUCGUGGAAGAGAAGUUGAGUGGAUCUGGUUUAACCUUCAGAACAUCUCAAUAAAGUGCAAAUCUAUGGGAUGCGUUCUCCUUAAUUCCCUAGUGUUUUUGUGAGCGUGGAUAUCUAUUAUUGUUCAGUGAACCCUCGUUGUUUUCUUAACUAAAAAUUAAGAUCUUGGAUCUCAA